AUGGAGCGGCAGGAGAAGCAGAAGAAGAAGUUCCAGGGACCGCCCUCGCCGUUCCUGGCUCCGCCCACCUCGUUCCUGGCUCCGCCGCCUCAGCAUUACCCCCGACCCGGGUUCGGCCCCUGGACGGCGAGACCCGGAGCAGCGUCUGCACCCGCUAGAGUUCCCGCAAGUACCGGGUCCACCAGAGUUCCGGGUCCACCAGAGUUCCGGGUCCACCAGAGUACCGGGUCCACCAGAGUUCCGGGUCCACCAGAGUACCGGGUCCACCAGAGUACCGGGUCCACCAGAGUACCGGGUCCACCAGAGUACCGGGUCCACCAGAGUACUGGGUACCGGGUUCCGGGUCCACCAGAGUUCUGGGUACCGGGUUCCGGGUCCACCAGAGUUCCGGGUCCACCAGAGUACCGGGUCCACCAGAGUUCCGGGUCCACCAGAGUACUGGGUACCGGGUUCCGGGUCCACCAGUUCUGCUUCAAAGGCGAUUAUUCACAAAAACAGCUGCAAGAUUGUCCUCGCUGA
Cololabis saira (Pacific saury) is the source of this 519-nucleotide messenger RNA. RefSeq lists its product as uncharacterized. The record is from RefSeq and is a predicted model, not a curated record. The transcript is spliced from 2 exons. NCBI's taxonomy places the organism in Eukaryota, Metazoa, Chordata, Actinopteri, Beloniformes, Belonidae. The coding region runs from base 1 to 519 and encodes 172 amino acids.